UUGAUGUAGGAAGCAUGUACUCAUGACUUUCAUAAAUCCUAAAAUUCUGAUAAUAAUUCAAGGAGUAUGUAAGUUAGAAUAAUCUAACUGUGUCUCGAGACAUUUAUCAUUUUUAUGAUCAUAGAAAAUUCUCUCUAAGGAGUAUGCAAAGAAUUACCAUUAUUAUUUAUGUUUAAUCUUUUUGUACAGUUUUAUAGUAAGUUAGCACAUCAUUAUGCUUUGUCUUUGAUUUCAGAGACAUAAAAACCAUAACAUUUUUUUUUUGGUUCGAUUUUCAGAGGUAGUGGUUCAGGAAACUCAAGGACUGGGGUAGAAGCCCAAAAACAGUACAGCAAUUUGAAGCAGAGAGCCAAAGGAAAGUUGUCGGAGAUGAAGAGGCCUAAGACAGGUGGUGGUCCAAAGCCCCCAAGUCCAUCUCCUGCAGAAAAAUCCAUCUUGGAUAACUUGGAGGGUAGACCUUCAUUGGAAGGUAUAUCUGGAGGGAUAGAUACAGCUGAUCUGUUGCCAACCCAGCCUUCCACCUCCUCAGAUAUGCCUGAAAAGAAAAAAGAUGUCAGAGAUUCUGGUAAGUCAUCAAAGAGGAGAAUGACAAUUCAGGAUUUGGAAGAAAGGAACCUCUGUCUUGAAAAUGAUAAAUUACAAGAAGAAAUCAAGAAGAUCAAAGAUGAAAGAGAGCUUAUCCAAUCACAGAAAUCUUAUUAUGAUUUAAAAUUUCAAAUAUUGGUUAAUUCAAAUCCAGAGGUUGUAGCUCAAAUGUUAAAAAGUAAUGAAAUUUAAAAGUUUGUUAAUGAUUAAUCAGGUAGUGUAGGGAUAUAAAUGCAUUUCUGGUGCUGCAUGAUGAAAUAUUGUAGUUACCAUAUAAAAUUUUUAGGUCACCCAAGUUACUCAGAAGCCUUUUUAUGCCCCGCCAUGAAUAUGGCCGGGGCAUAUAGUGUUUGUCAUGUCCGUCUUCUGUCCUUCCGUCUGUCUUUUCGUCACGCUUUGCAUUUAGCUCUGUUCAAAGCUCAGUUGCAAAGAAACUAUCCAAGAUUUUUUUGUCAAACUUAAUAUGCUGAUACAUACUGAUGAGAGCUAUUCAACAGCAUCAAUAUUUAUUUACCUUUACCUUUCCUUUGACCUUGACCUCACUUUUCUUAAAUUAAUGUUUACCUCAGUUUUCAAGAUACCAUUCAAUAUUUUUAUCAAACCUAAAUAUGCUGAUAUGUAUUUGUGAUAAGUAUUCAACUGCAUCUAAAACAUUUGACCUUGAACCUUCCUGUGACCUUGACCUCACUUUUCUUAGAUUUGCAUUUUGCAUAAUUUUAAAGAAACCAUUUAAGAUAUAUUUAUGUAAGUUUAUGCACUUAUACAUAAUUUGGUGAGAAUUUAUCAUCUAUAUCCAACUUUUUAGAUUUCAAUUUCAAUUUUAAAGAAACUAUUCAAGAUAUUCUCAUUAAAUUUCAUACAUUAAUACAAAUUUACAUGUUGCAUUACUAAUAUACCCUCGGCUGAGCAUUCAUGUCCUAUGGACAUAUUUCUAGUUGCUUUAUGUUUUUGUCUGUCAUCAUGCGUCAUCAGUCAACAUUUGAUCAUUUUAAGCUUCUUCUUAAGAACUGCAGAACCAAUUUUUAAAAAAAAUUGGCAUAUAGCAUCUAUAGGUGAAUAAUUUAAUUUUAGUUGUAACAUGUCAUUUGGUUGGAUAAUAGAUUUCAUUUAUAUCGUAUAACAUAAGUUGCCUAUGUCACAAUGAGUUACAUCAAAAACGUAUUACUCCACUUAAAGUUACUUUUAAAAUAUGCUCAAUUUGAAGCCAUUUUUGGAGGAAAAAUUGUCUUAUUGUCUACACUGAAAUUAAAAUAUAAGGAAUGAAGCUUAUUUUAACCUAUGUUAUAUGAAAUAACAUAACUUGGGGCAGUUUACGCUUUUUAGCUCACAUGAGC
Saccostrea echinata is the source of this 1919-nucleotide messenger RNA. RefSeq lists its product as uncharacterized. Bases 370 to 777 code for a protein of 135 amino acids. The record is from RefSeq and is a predicted model, not a curated record. NCBI's taxonomy places the organism in Eukaryota, Metazoa, Mollusca, Bivalvia, Ostreida, Ostreidae. The transcript is spliced from 4 exons.